AUGUCUUCUUUCUUCUACGGUGGCCAUCAGCAGCAACAGCAGCAUCACCCUCACAAUGUUGCCGCCUCCCACAGUCACCACGGUCGUACCCGGCGAGCUCCUCGUCUGUCAGCUUCGCAGAAUCCCAAUCGCCAGUAUCGUGCUCGUCCAAUGAAAGAUGUGAACAUCGAGGCGCCCAAUGUUACUGCAUUUCGGGUCAGGUUCGAGGCUGGUCGCUCGUUUGACCUAGACGAUGAUUUGGAAUUCUGUCCCAACCUCCUGACCGACGAUGAAAGGCUUUCGAUCAACUCUGGGUCCUCUGAUCGAUCGUCUCUCUCGAGCGGGUCGCCUGAUGCAUCACCCAUUCAACACCAAAUCCAACCGCAACAACAAGUAACGCCCGCCAUAUCGUUAUCCUCAGCUGGAUCGUCCUUCGUAUCGCCCAAUCUAUCUAUGAACCACCAAAUAAAGAUCCAUCAACCUUCCGCCGUCCGAACCAGAAACGCAAUUCCCAUCGUCAAUCCCAGCACAGGCAUGCGUGUUGCCAGUCCACCAUCAUCGAUCUCGCCAGGAAUGAUGCAGCAGACAACGGCCGCACUUUUGAAUUAUGUUUCCUUAUGGACAGAUUCCACAAACCCGUCAUUUUAUGCCUGGGGAGGGGAAAUCAGCUAUGCGCUACCGCUUGACCAGCUUCUACCAGUUCCCAAGAAUUCUGUCUGGAAGUUUACACCUGCAGAUGGGGGUUCAGGCUCGUGGUCGGAACAAGCUAUGCCCUCCAAUUCAAUCUUCUCAUCUUUAACUCGACCAGCAGGCGCUAUUGGCGGAUACGGGAACGGGACCGAGUACCUGAUGGGCGGAUACUCAUCCAGGAGAACUACUCCACAAACGGCAGACGUUGACGGCUUUGUCCCAAUACCGGGCAUAGUUUCCUAUGACAUUGAGGCGGGCACUUUGAAGAGUUUAUCAGCCACAGACUACUCAAUCUACGGCACUGCAAUGUAUGGACAAAUGCAGUACGUGCCAUUUGGUGCUGAAGGGCUGUUGGUUGUGAUGGGUGGUUCUACUUCUGACGCUGUUGAGUGGACUGAUAGAGGCUCAAAGUACGUCUCAUUCGAAACAAUCACUAUUUUUGAUUCUACCACCAACUCAUGGCAUAAUCAAAUCGCCAGUGGAACGAUUCCCGACUCUCGCCCAAGAUUCUGCUCAGUGGCGGCUAGCGGCGAUAAUGGAACCUACGAAAUCUUUAUAUAUGUUGGGUACGUAGCGUCUGCCUCUGGAGAACCACAAGCUUCGAAUACGGCGGCACAAAGACUGUGA
This is a messenger RNA of Endocarpon pusillum Z07020, 1296 nucleotides long. RefSeq lists its product as uncharacterized. NCBI's taxonomy places the organism in Eukaryota, Fungi, Ascomycota, Eurotiomycetes, Verrucariales, Verrucariaceae. The transcript has 2 exons. The record is from RefSeq and is a predicted model, not a curated record. The coding region runs from base 1 to 1296 and encodes 431 amino acids.